Exaiptasia diaphana is the source of this 6965-nucleotide messenger RNA. Its product is annotated as transient receptor potential cation channel subfamily M member 2. Gene Ontology annotation, molecular function: ligand-gated calcium channel activity. Lineage: Eukaryota; Metazoa; Cnidaria; Anthozoa; Actiniaria; Aiptasiidae. The transcript is spliced from 33 exons. The coding region runs from base 1467 to 6218 and encodes 1583 amino acids. Gene Ontology annotation, cellular component: membrane. The record is from RefSeq and is a predicted model, not a curated record. Gene Ontology annotation, biological process: calcium ion transmembrane transport.
CUUAUAAGUGCAGGGCAAAGACUAAACCAAUAUUUAAUACUGGUACCUGCUGACAAGGACAGAUGGAGACAAUUUGCAACCUGACGUUUCGACAUCCUGCGUGGAAGUCGAAACGUCAGGUAACUAGUCUAUAUACAACAGUCUUCCUCAAGACUUCACGCAUCUGGGCCCGGACGAUCAUAUCACGUGACAUACAUCGCUUAGUCCUUAUACCUGGUUCAGACCAUUCACUCUCAUGCGUUCACUAGGACGACAGAGCGAACGACAGUGUAUUAUUUAUGAUUUAGCUAUGGAAAGGAAGGGAAAGAUUUAAGAAUUUAUGAAUUAGUUUGUCUUCCUGUGCUCUUCCAGUCUUGGCCACGAAACGACAUCAGUUCACUGCCGUCAAAGGUCAAAAUCGUUUUUGUCCCGAAAACAACCACUUCCUUUUUCUCGAUAAGUUGUCAUAGUGCAUUUCAAACAAUUUCGAGUAAGAGAGUUUUUAAAUAUGUCACAAGCUAAUCAUAUCAAAGCUUUGAAUGGGAAAGAAUACGAUACUUUUACAGUAAUGGACCUUAUGAUGAGCUCUGUAGACAAUCGUGAUCCACACAAACCAGAAACUCGUAGUAAUGUCAGUAAUGGCAAUGGCUACUCACCAGUGAAAGAACCGCUUUUAGAGGGACUGCCUAAGGUGAGCACCAAAACUGUACGUAUGUACGCAACCCGCAGUCUUUAGGUAAAUCUAGAUGUACAUUGCUGACCUGAAGGGUUUUCUUCAUAAUUUUAUUCUUGAUUAUCCUGGGGAGGGGGGCACUCCAUCGUACUUAGGACGGAGAGGAUUGUCGGACGUUUGAAAAAAAUAAUCAACACAAAAAGAUACCGAACGCUUACAUUUUAAUCCCGAUCAGAUGCCAGGUAGAAAAAAAAACACUAUUAAACACCUUCUGCUUGAAAGGUUCAUCAAAAAUAUUUCAUGUCUCUCUAAACACAAAACCGACAUUUUCAAUUUAAUUAUUGAAUAUUUUUAAAGCAGCCCUAUCACCGCAAAGUUCCUAAAGAAAUAAAGAAACAAAAAAAGGGAAUUAAAAACAUUUUUUUGGUGAAAUUCUAACAAAGUAAUUAAAGCUAUUGUCCUUUUAUCAAUGCUCUUGUUAUUUAGAGCCUCCCGUGUAUUGUUAUUAUGAUUACUAUGGAAAGGAGACCAGAGGAACGAUUUGAGCAUUUAUGAAUUAUUAGUUUGUCUUCCUGUUGUCUUGCAGUCUUGGCUACAAAACGACGUACAUGCCAAUAUCAGCUCAAUUCCGUCAAAGGUCAAAAUCGUUUUUGUCUUGCUACGCGUACUUCCUAGAAUUACCACAUGCUUUUUCUCGAUUUGUUGUUAUAGUGUAUUUCAAACAAUUUCGAGUAAGAGAGUUCUUAAUAAGUCACAAGCUAAUCUUAUCAAAGCUUUGAAUGGAAAAGAAUACGAUACUUUCACAGUAGUGGCAAUGAUGAGCUCAACUCGUGUAGACAAUCGUCAAGAUACACCAGAAACUCGUAGUAAUGUCAGUAAUGGCAAUGGCUACUCAAUGAAGGACAAGGCACCGCUUUUAGCGAAACUACCUCGUGUGAGCAGCAAAACUAAUAGCAAAAAGAGUUGGAUAGCAUCUACGUUUUCAAGAAGGGAGUGUAUCCGUUUCAUAGUUAACCCAAAGAAACCAGAUGGCCCAGAUCCCGAUUGCCAGUGCGGUCGUGCAAAAUCGAAGCAUACUAGCAAAGCCCUAGGACAUGACACAACUGCGACAGACUGGAACCCAGACCGCUUCACGAGGCAGUUGCCCACGAAUGCUUAUGGCGAGGUGGAGUUUCAGGGAACUGGUAGCCAGAAUAGAUCACCGUACGUCCGUCUAUCGCACGAUACAGAUGCGAAUAAAGUACUGGAUCUGAUGUUAAAACGAUGGAACCUAGAGGUUCCAAACUUGGUAAUAUCUGUGACGGGUGGUGCAAAAAGCUUUGUUCUGAAGCCUCGGUUAAAGGAGGUCUUUCGACGAGGUUUGGUGAAGGCUGCUAAGACAACGGGUGCUUGGAUUAUUACUGGCGGAACCAAUACUGGCGUUAUGAAGCACGUAGGGGAGGCUGUUAAAGAGCAACAGUUGAUGCUGGGGUCGGAUUCGGAAGUUCACGUCAUUGGUAUUGCAUCAUGGGGGAUUGUAGACAAACAGAAUUCUCUUAUACAAGAAAAGGGCGCCAGUGGCCGAUAUCCAGCUGUUUACAGUAUGGAGCCAACACCAGGGUUUAGUGGGGCGAUGCUGGAUUCAAAUCACUCUCAUUUCYUAUUGGUUGAUAACGGAACUAAGGGCAAAUAUGGYGUCGAGAUAAGCCUAAGGUCACGUGUCGAGGAAGGCAUUAUGGGACUGAAAACCGAUUCGCGUUCUAAAGCAGGUUCGAUUGGAGUUCCUGUGGUACUACUGGUCCUAGAGGGAGGGCCCAACACAGUCCAGACGAUGUAUGAAUUGAUUCAGAAGAAAGUCCCCGCUGUCGUUAUUGAUGGUAGUGGUCGUGCUGCCAACGUAGUCGCAUUUGCAUACAGCCAUACCGUAAAAAAGACCGUUGAUGGGCAGACGAUAUCAGUCAUCGAUCCCGCGUACGAGGAUGAAGUAAAGUCUAAAGUUAACGAGGUUUUUUCAUUUCUUGGUGAGAGCGGUGUUAAUAGUCUAUAUGAAAAGAUCAAGUGUGUACUGGAAGACGAAAAAAUGGUUUCUGUAUACCGUCUUGAAGAUGGUGCCAUAUCGCAAGAAAUCGACUUGGCUAUUUUAAAGGCAUUACUCAAAGCAAAUCGUUCAAGUCCUUUGGCGCAGUUAAACCUUGCUCUAGCAUGGAAUCGAAUCGACUUGGCGAAAAGUGAUAUUUUUACUGAAGAUAGACUUUGGACGACGGAACAAUUAUCAGGACCAAUGAUAACAGCAUUACUCGACGACAAGGCUGAUUUUGCGGAACUCUUUUUACACAGUGGUUUGAGUAUGAGUGAGUUUCUUACCACAGAGAUUCUGUGUCAACUGUAUGCCGGGGUUCCAACAAAUAGCACAAUAAAACCGCUGCUCCAGAAGGAAAUGAACAAAGUACAGUUACAGAAUAUCAGUAUGCAGAUUGUCGGGGAGGUAGUGGAGCAGUUGAUGGGCGAUAUGUAUGUCAGUCAGUACUUAAGAAAUGGACAGUACUUUGAGGAUGUCACGGAAAAUAAUGCAAAGUUCGGUUCCAUGUCUCURAAGAGGAUGCUAAGYAGAUCGUCWAUGCAGCCGGCUUCUACUCAUAAUAUUAAUCUAAUCGAUCCAAUACCAACGCCUUAUCGAGAUGUCUUUUUAUGGGCUGUGCUGUGCAAUCGAAGGGAACUAGCCAGGGUUUUGUGGGAAGCUGGUCGACAGCCCGUUGCUGCUGCAUUAAUGGCAUGUAAAUUACUUCGCUCGUUGGCUAAUAAAGCGCACAGUGAUGACACUAUUACCGAUGUCAGUCAAGAUCUUAACGAACAUGCCAAGAUGUUUGAAGAACGAGCCAUAGGUGUUYUGGACGAGUGUUUUGGCGAAAAUGAAACUUUAUCCCAGACUCUGCUGGUCAGAGAGCUGGAACAUUUUGGACAUCUUACAUGUCUUGAUCUGGCAGUAUCUGGCGACAGUCAAAACUUCAUUUCUCAUACAGCUUGCCAAGUGCUGUUGACUCGUCUGUGGAUGGGUGCAAUGGCAAUGAACACUACGUCUUUUAAGGUGAUGUUAUGUAUGUUCGUCCCAUUUCUUAUAUUYCCAAUCAUCUAUUUCGUUCCCGACGAGCACCACGAGCGUCAAGAAGCUGAAAGAAGACAUAAGCAGUCUUURGAAGCAUCUCGUCAUGAUAACGGAGCWGUAGUGCCCACUUAUCGCUCAAAGACYGAUAMUCGAMCCUCCAUUGAUGAGGAAGCCAAAGUAGGAUUAGAYGAGGAAGAAGACGAGGCAGACCACGGUCACUUUGCUAUAGAGGAAUAUAUCCCAGAGAUUCGUCCAGACGAUUCCAUGGAAGUCAUGUUACGAUCAAAAAACCUCAGCGUUUGUCAGCGAAUUUAUGCUUUUUACUCUGCGCCGUUUACUAAAUUUGCUGGCAAUGUGGUUUCGUACCUGGCUUUCAUCCUUCUGUACGCUUACGUGAUAAUGAUGAAUUUUCCAAAAUUUGACGAAAACAAGACGGUGGGAGGAAUUUCUGCUGUCGAGAUAUUGCUGUACUUUUGGGUGUUCUCGAUUUUCAUCGAAGAAUGUCGACAGCUGGCUUCCAAGGCUCCCAAGUCAAUAUGGGAUAAAAUCAGUAUAUACUUMAGUGAUCCAUGGAACUUUGUUGAUAUUCUAUCGAUUGUGGCAUUCUUCACUGCGGUUGCUCUUCGUUUCUUUGAAGACACUUUCACUGCUGCACACAUUGUUUUAUCUUUGGAUAUCAUCAUCUUYAUUGCGCGAUCCUUGCAAAUUUUUUCUGUCAAUCGUCAYCUUGGUCCCAGACUUGUCAUGAUCAGAAAAAUGAUGGAUGAUUUGAAGCAGUUUGUCAUAAUUCUGCUCGUGUUCUUAAUUGCAUACGGGAUAUCCUUAGAGGCAAUUAUGUUUCCUGGGCCAGGUGAAUUUGCACGUAAUGACACCUGGAAAUCCAUCCAAGGAGUGUUGGAAUUACCCUACUGGCAGAUGUAUGGUGAACUCUUCCUGGACGAAAUUAAAGGUGAAAAGCCCGGUGAUUUUGGUGCAGUGUCACCGACUGGCAAGCAAAUUUCUCCUUUGCUGUUGGCUUUGUUCAUGUUAUUGGCAAACGUCUUGCUUUUGAAUCUCCUCAUUGCCAUAUUUAGCUACACAUUUGAACUCAUUCAAGAAGACUCGGAUAAAGUAUGGAAAUUCCAGCGAUAUGAUCUGGUCCAGGAAUACCAUAGCAGACCAAUAUUCUCACCGCCGUUGAUUCUGAUUGGUCAUUUAUUUGUCUUUAUUCGCUGGAUUUGGCAGCUCUGUCGAUGUGGAAAUCCACCUAAAGGAAGCUCUAUGAAAUUAACUCUUACUGGCAUGGAAAUGGAGCAAAUUGACAACUGGGAAUUUCAAGCUGCCGAAACGUUUUCAUAUCAGACACAGGCAGAUACCAGUGAUAAGCUGGAAGAACGCGUCAAAGCACUCGGAGAGAGGGUAAACAACAUGGCCAACAAGCUUGAUCGGCUGAUGGAUAACGUGCUGGACCCGCAGAAGAAGAUAGCACCGUCAGUCGAAGAAAGUGUCCAGUCAGGUGAUCCAUCAACGGACGGGAGACUGGGUCGACUAGAAGUAAACUUGACAAGCAACAACGAGAUGCUGUCAAAAAUAUUAAAGCUACUUGAAGCCGGUAAUAGUGUUCCACGUCCACCAGCCUCAGCUACAACCAUUGAAUUUAUUCACCACAAGGCACGCUCUUCGCCUUACCCUGGUUCGACUAUCAAGAGAGAAGAUGUCCCUGACAAUAAAGUCGAUUGGGAGGUGAAUUUUCCAGGCUACAAACCCGUGGAAUACACAGCACCCGUCGUUCUCAGCAAACCACCGUGGGCUGAUCCUGAUCUGAUGAGCAUGGCUGUUAAAGAUCGUCCUAAACUAAAAUAUAAUCAGCUUGAUACAGACUACAAUGUGGACAGAACAAGUUACAAUGGAAAAUACAAAGKUUUAGAUGGACUCCCUCAGAAUCCAAUGGGAAGGACUGGUAUGGCAGGACGUGGCUUGCUGGGGCGGUUUGGUCCUAAUCAUGCCGCUGACCCCAUUGUUACGCGCUGGAAGCGUACAAGUGCUGGUGUUAUGGUGGAAGGUGGAAAAAAGGUCUURGAGUUUGUGGCUAUUUUGCGUAAAGACAAUAAUCAGUGGGCUAUUCCAGGGGGUAUGGUUGAGCCCGGUCAAGCUGUUACCCAGACYCUCAAAGCCGAAUUUGGCGAGGAGGCCUUGGCUAAGAUCAACGUAAGUCCUGAAGAAAGAGAAAGGAUUGGAAAACAGAUAGAACGUCUCUUCCAAAAAGGCGAUGAGAUUUAUAAGGGUUACGUGGAUGACCCACGAAAUACAGAUAACUCGUGGAUGGAAACACUGGCUGUUAAUUUCCACGAUGAAAAAGGAGAAAUGUUCAACGAUUUCAAACUCCAGGCUGGAGAUGAUGCGGCUGCAGUACGAUGGCAGCGAGUCAGCGGUAACAUUCCUCUUUAUGCCAGUCAUAUAUCAAUCCUUGAAAAAGUCGCCAAAUUAAGAGAUGCAGCGUUCUAAGUUUUCUAAUCAUCGUAAUUAGUAUAUCAACGGGGAGAAUGUCAAAAGUCCUUCGCCAAAGUGCGAAAACAACUGAUGCACAGACUUUCUUCAAAGUGCUCUACUAUUUUGAAGCAUGCAUUGGAGCAUAUUUAUAUCACACGAUCAAUAUCAUUAAUGUAGUAUUUAAUGGGAUAAAUAAUGUAAUUAAGAUGAACACAAUUCAUAAAAUAACCCAUAGACACUUUGUUUGAAYAGAGAUGUCAGUUCAGUAUAAAAAAGUAGAAUAACAUAAGGGUAUCGGGUAUUUAUAGUUUGUAGAGACGCGUUAUUUUUGUAUCAAAAGUUGUAUGUCAUAUUUAAACAGAGGGUGAAUAGUUUUGAGACUAUAUGUAGUUUAACGUAUGUUAAAAGUAUAUCGGUGAGUUAACUUGCAUUUUUACUACGACCUCUAAUGAAAAAUAACCGAAAGAUUUAUAGAGCACAUUAUUUUUGUGGGGUCUUUUAAUUAUCAGUUCUACAUGCUCCUUUACUUAGGUAUUUUUUUCACUGGUGUUAACAGAAAUGUUAAAGUUAAAUAUUAGAGUUAAGAAUACCAAAUAUAAAUAGAUGGUAUACCGAACUUUAGUUAGUAUUUUCUGUCAUUUGGUCAACUACAAUGAUACUGAAAACAUAUUUUUGUAAUAAUAGUUGUUCGCCGCCAAGAUGUUUAGGUUUUUUUACUGUCUUUUCUUUAUAAUAAAACGACUCAAUAAAAAGUUCAAUGCA